AGGUUGAGCGGACCCUAUUUAUAGUAUCUUACUUAAAAUCCUUAAUAUGAUGCUUCUAGUUUCUUCCUAAUAAAGUAACAAACCACCCACGCUGCAAUGAGUAGCCCGGAAAAUGCUCCUGCCGCCGCCGCUGACGGUGGCGUUAUCGAGGACGAACUUGAGGAAUAUUCGGAGGAGUUCAAAUGUUGCGUCUGCCUGGAGCUCAUCUACAAGCCAGUUGUAUUGGCUUGUGGCCAUAUUUCAUGUUUUUGGUGCGUCUUCGAAGCUAUGGACUUUUGGCAGGAAUCUCACUGCCCCGUUUGUCGACACGCGUAUUAUCAUUUUCCUAGUAUAUGUUGGCUGCUUCACUCUGUCUUGCUGAAGUUGUAUCCUAAAGCUUAUCAAAUAAGGGAAAGUCAAGUUGCAAAUGCAGAAAAGGCCCAUGGAACAUCCUCACCGCAGUUUGAAAACUAUUUAGCAGUAUCACAUGGUGGUGAACAAAUGGCAUCACAGUGUCAUACCACGGUACAAGGUAAAGAUUGUUCGGGUGGAGAACCAUUGGAACCUGUUCGUUCUGAAAAUAACAGUACCACUGCUACUACAGGAAUCCUUACAAAUUCGAGUGAUCAAAUCACUACAGCUGGAAGUGAUCAUGUUGACAUACGUAACAAGCAGAUUUCGAUCGAUGAUUUACUCUGUUCAGUAUGUAAAGAGCUUCUCUGUCAACCUGUUGUGCUUAAUUGUGGUCAUGUAUUCUGUGAAGCAUGUAUUGUCACUUCAAACAAGGAGCCAUGUCGAUGCCCCGUGUGUCGAAGCAUGCAUCCAAAUGGGUUCCCAAAAGUCUGUUUGGUUCUAGAGGCUUUCUUGAAGCAGCAUGUUUCAGAAGAAUACUCUGCAAGAGUAGACAAACGCAGAACUUGUGAGAUAGGAAAUUCAUCAACAGGGGAUUCAACAUCAGUUCCAGAAGGUUCUAAAGGUUCAUCUGUACCUAUGGAUGAACACUUGUGCAGUUCAGGCCACAAGGUUCACUUUGGAGUAGGUUGUGACUGCUGUGGGAUGUGUCCACUCAUUGGCAACCGGUACAAAUGCAAAGAUUGCUUCGAGAAAAUCGGCUUCGACUUAUGUGAAGAUUGCUACAAAAGCUCCUCUAAUCUUCCUGGAAGAUUCAAUCAACAGCAUAAACCGGAUCAUGAGUUUGAGGUUGUAGAACCCAAACCUAUCAUGAUCCUAUCUUAUGAUUUUCCUGAAGGUUAUGCACCCGAUCAUCUCGCAAACCCAACUGAUGGUUCCACUGAUCCUGACCUGUCCCUUGACAAUCAGGAAGAUUCGGAAGGCGACGUUCCAGAAGGCGACGUGGUGGGUCCCGUUAACGAUAAUGAUUCAUCGGGUGGUAAUGAGGACUCUGGACCAACAUUGUAAUACUAUUCUUAGCUGAACCAAAAUCUGAUUUCUUCAUAUCUGUUUACCACGAAUUUGUUGAAUCUUUAAAACAUAGGAUUUAUUGGCUUGUUGAUGUGAGACGAGUAUACGCAAGAUUAUACAUGAUGGUUCGAUGCUACAAAGAUCGCUUUGCAUGAAUGCGGAUGGGUAUUUAGUGGUGUUUGGGUGUUAUUUUAUUUAUGGUGGUGAUGCGACUUUUUUUUUUUUUUUUUUCACAACGAAUACUUGCGUAUAUUUGUGUGACUUGUACUCGCAACGAAUUUAGAUUGGUUGUGUUUGGGUAUGUGUAUUUAACCGCCAAGCUGUUAUGUUUA
Messenger RNA from Helianthus annuus (common sunflower), 1733 nucleotides. Its product is annotated as E3 ubiquitin-protein ligase PRT1. The transcript has 7 exons. NCBI's taxonomy places the organism in Eukaryota, Viridiplantae, Streptophyta, Magnoliopsida, Asterales, Asteraceae. Gene Ontology annotation, biological process: proteasome-mediated ubiquitin-dependent protein catabolic process. The coding region runs from base 97 to 1398 and encodes 433 amino acids. The record is from RefSeq and is a predicted model, not a curated record. Gene Ontology annotation, molecular function: zinc ion binding; ubiquitin protein ligase activity.